AUGGGAGACUCGGAGAACUCGGAUUUCGCGGGAUGGAAUCAAGUCUUCACCUCGAACCUGACCCUCCUAAACCAGAUCCAUAAAACGAUUUGGAAAGUGGAACACGGCCGCAAGGGUAUCCAAUGGUCAAGCAAUGCGGUAACCAAGAUAACGGGGGUGCAGAAAGAGGCCGGCACGUUCUCAGCAGGAUUCCCGAAAGACUACUUGUGGUAUACAGUGACCUUGCGCGAAGGUACCUUCGGGGAUGUCAAGAUCGACGAGUGGCACGUCCAGUUUCCGGUGUACUUUGCGAAAUAUCAGCUGUCUGACGAGGAGGUGGCAGCCCAUGCCGCCAUCCUUGAGGAUGGCGAGCUGACGGAUCUGAUUUCCUGGGGACUCACCAUCAAGCUCGCUCCGGCGUACCUGGAAUCCGACUGGAAUUGUCCCACGUUCGAUCCCACAGCGACCCAACCCCCAUCCCCCAGCGAGAUCGAACACCAGAAGGGGUGGGCCAAGGGUCAGGUAGCUUUCGACCUGGCCCGCUGGUUCUGGCCCAGCACCGAUCACACGCCUAGGGAUGCUGGUCCUCUAGGCUUGAUCUUGAAGCUCGUUCCGGACCACAAAGUGUCGGAUGAGCGCUAUCGUUUCGGACCUACGGGGUUCGACUGUCAAAUUGACCCUGAAAACGGGCUCCUUUUGCUGCAAAUCAUGACCCAGAACCGCCCAUUGCCCUCCACCACCCCGACCCUGAGCAGCCGGCCAGCGCUGAAGGACUACGCGGGUAAGCUGUGCGUCUCAAAAGAAGAAUUCUGGGACGGGUGGUUCCUGCAGAAAUACCGGCAGGUAGCCUAUGACACGCAGAUCUGGCCGAUCAUUCCCGAUCAGUGGGACAUUGGGUACAACCCUGAUCAUCCAGAUAUCGACAGCGAAUAUUACAAUUUUACUCGAGAUGUGUUUGGAUCAUAUCAGUGGGAGACUGCGCUGCCUGAGGGUCUGCCCUCCUACGAAGAGCACUACGUCGACCAGAAUCUGACCGUUCAAUUUGUGAAGGGGAACAUCCGACUCGGCGCAUUCAUUGGGGUUCGCCUGGAAGAUGGAGGGAAAUCUUACUCCUGGGUCUGGGACGCGUACUUCUGGGUGACCGAGAUGGACACUGAUGAUGGUGGCCUGCAAGUCAAGAUUGGGCCGGUGAUGUGGGCUCGCCACCCUGAGAACGACACCCCGGACUGGUGUAAGAAGAUAUAUGCGGCGAUGGAUAAUGUAGUGACAAGCACGGUGACAUCCCAGAUGGCCAAACUCGCUGGCCUGAGCAACUUACACCGAUUCUUCGUCCCGGGAUAUGACAACUUCAAGGCGCAGGACCCGGAGUUCAGUACCGCAGACCUGUAUGUGGACCUUUUUAUGAACGGUCAGCAGCCACUUUCCGCCAGACUGCCCACCAUGGCGACCGUCACUCAGGACGCUGAGCUCAUGACGACGUACCGAGCCGCCGUGCCGGUGGUUGCGGGCGGCAAGUUCCUUGCCUUCCGGGAUGGAUCGUUGCAUCCAGCUCUGGUCAGCCAGGGCGAGGAUGGUUACUUUGUGUUCUUCAACCUGCCCGACUCGAUUGUGGACUUUGAGCUGCGGCAAUACGAUGACAAGACCUCCUUUGUGUUCUCUACCUGGGCCUCGGACGACACAUGCGGGAUACAUCUUUUCCAUAGCCUGACUGCCGAUGAACUGUCGGCGCCUCCUAAGUCCAAGACCUUUCAUGGCACUGUCUCAAAGCCCAAACAGCUGUUCUUGAGUGAGAUUGUCGAUGAUGAUUCUCUACCGUCCCUUUUUAUCUCCUGCGCCCGCCCCGGAAGGCCGGAUGAGGUGGUUCUGCGGCCGGUCAUGGCCAACCAGAGCGACCAUAGCUUGAGGUCGAACGAUGACUGGGCUCUGCGCGGGAACAUCACAGAUAUCCUCGCUGUCACGGUUGGCGUCACCGAAUUUGGGAAAGGAGUCUUUGUGCUUUACAACAGCCAUGAAGAGCAGAAGCGGUUCCUCCAAUUUCGCAACGACGUAGCGGACGGCGUUGAUCAAUUUCCCGUGGACUUUCCCGUUCAUCCAAAGGCUACGUGCCUGGCGACGUAUAACAAUCCAGAAACCGAUUACUCGGCACUGAUUCUUGCUGGGGAGGAGAUCUCUCUGUACGUGGAUAAACAGUACCUGACGCAUGCCGCCAAACCGACAGCCACCGUGCCCGGCCCGCUGGGCGUUACCUCGAUCCAUGUCUCCCAAAAGGACGAUCAGCUCAGCAUCUGGUAUACUAAUGACGUUGAGGCCGCCUAUUAUUAUAACACCACCCACAGGCACUUUGCGGACGGGGAGGCCAUCCAAUUUCUGCCCGGCCAUGCCGGCCGCACGGUCUCGGGGAUGCUGUGGGAGCACACUGAGCAACAGACCCUGGUGCAGACGCUGACCACCACGAACGAUGAUGGGCUCUUCACAGUUUGGCAACAGACUCAGACCACAGGGUACUGGGAUGAACAGCCCUUUCACGUUGAUGCGCCGGCAGAAGCCACACCCACAGACGCCUUCGUGAUCCGGCUCCAGGCCCAAAACCCGGCGGAUCCCUCGAUUGUCCAUCGAUGCCAGAUGCAGGUCACCACUGCGGACCUGUUGCAGUGCUAUUGCAACGGGAAGUCGUCAGUGAUUGGCCCCGUCGCCUCCUGGCACCAGGCGGAUGAGAACGGGGUCCUCAACAUCGUCAUCCCCACGAGCAAGAUCACCUGCGGAAACGUGAAUGUGACCGCGCUUCGUCCAAGCAACGGUGGAGGCAGCAUUCCAAUUUCCACGGGCCCCUUGCGACCUUCCUCCAAAGUGCUGAUGAAGUUGAACGCCCUCCAAACCGGGCAGGACAUUCUCAACGCAAAGACCCAACUGGGAAGGCCCCUGGUCUCCCCGGGCUCCCUGACGUUGGAGCGGGCAGAGGAAAUCGCUCUGGCGCUUUCAAAGUUACAGGAAGCCGCUGUAAACUUUGCCACUCAAGAGUCUGCCUCCAUCGGUCCACUUGCGGCCGCCCGCCGGCCUCCAGUCGGUAAGUUCGGCUGGUUCCGUAACCUGUGGAAUAAGGUUGUCGGCUGGGGCCACAAGGCAAUUCACCAGAUCAAAGUCUGGGUGGAGAAGGUGGACGAGAUGAUUCCGAACGGACCGUGGAAGAUCGUAUUCCACUUCUUCGAGGAGCCAGUGGAAAUCCUGCUGGAUGGCUUUGAUGCCGUCUUGAUAGCAAUGGAUUUCGUCAUGAACCUCCUCCAGACUGCCUGGGAUUUGGCCUGGUUCGAUUCCGGCUUCGACUGGGCGGCUGAGAAGAUUGACGAUUUGGAUCACCUAGUCGACAACUACUGCCAGGAACUUUCCAACCGGGUCAAACAUGUGCCGACCAUUGAUUCCGUAUCCAUGAAGUCAGUGACCGACGGGGCAAACCCGCAGGUGACCGAGCUCCAAAACAGCGUGAAAUACGACUGGGAAUUCAAUAUCUUGCUGUACGGUGCGGAUGGCGAUUCAUUUUCCGGGGCAUCAUUAUCAGCCGACGCAAUCCAUCCUGGUGAUGUGGGUAAUAUGAGUGCCGUGGGAGAUGCCUAUGAGCUCAUCAAAAAGCUCCUCAAAGACGUCCAAGGUACCUUGCAGGAUAUAUUUGGAGAUGUGACGCAAUGGUUCUCGACUGACAUGAGCAUCACCGAGAUCUUCAAGCGUCUGGGUGCCGAUCUCUUGGACGGCAUCGUGCAUGUGGCAGCGGACCUCGCCCAUGCCCUUCUGAAAGCGAUUAAAGGCUCACCACGCUGCACAGCUGGGCAGAUAAAGAGCUGCAAGCUUCUCACCAAAGCUGCUCCUCCCGACCUCACCUCUCUCACCAAGGAUUCUUGGAAUAACCAUAUCUCCCAUGGCCCCUCCGCAUCAUCCACUAUCCUCGCCGUCGAUGCCACCGCCCUGACAUACUUUGGCAAUCUUUUGUCCAUGGUGUCCUCGGAUGUGAGCGGCUUGGCGAACGGGGUCGUCAGCGGCCUAGACGUCGUCAAAGCCGCAGCGGCGUUUGACAUCAUCCCAAAUGUGAACUUGUUCGAUCUCAUCAAACUGGUUGUGAAGUUCAUCACCAAGGUUCCUCCCUGGAGUACCCCUUGGGCUGAAUCUCGUAUGACGACGGAAUAUUGCCUUGUCUACGGUGUCGGCAUCGUGGACUAUGUCCUCCUAGGAAUCUGCAUGGGUGCCAGAGCGGGAACAGGAGUACCCCACGACGACAUGAGCUACUUCUCCUCCGCGGGAGCCGUAAGCUGUACGACUCUGACCCUGGCCCUGCGCGUCAUUAUCGGCGUGGAUGAGCUGGACUAUGCUGAGAAGUUUGCCAUCUUCCACUUCGUCGAGGCGGGCUUGUAG
This is a messenger RNA of Aspergillus thermomutatus, 4377 nucleotides long. RefSeq lists its product as uncharacterized. The transcript is spliced from 12 exons. Bases 1 to 4377 code for a protein of 1458 amino acids. The record is from RefSeq and is a predicted model, not a curated record. NCBI's taxonomy places the organism in Eukaryota, Fungi, Ascomycota, Eurotiomycetes, Eurotiales, Aspergillaceae.